AGACAACAUUUUGUAUAGCUGAAAGAGGUCAGGGAAUGUACGGCGGGUGUAGACACUUUGAAAUUCUUACAUAUAUUUUUACAUCAAUUUCUAUUUCAACAUGAAACAAAGCAGUCUUGGUAGACUUCUUUUGACAUCAUCUGGAGCAAAUCGUCUGCACAGAUACAAUAUGUCUUCGAAACAGCCACCAUCACAGGUGAGCGCUGGAGCCGACCGUUUGGGCUACAGUUCCGGUGGAAUCAAGUCCGGUACGGCCGCAGCUGACCAAAUGGCCAGCACUGCGAAGGAUCACGGUGGCAAAGUCCCAGCAGGAAGCCCGGUCUCUCAUAUGCAGUCCUCCGGAAGCAAGGGCCAAAGCUCUAAAGGCGGAAGCAAGGGCCAAAGCUCUAAAGGCGGCGGCGGUGGCGGACGUAGGAAGUAGACUGGACAUUCGGGACCGGUCAAGAUAACAAUGGUUGAUCGAGGCGAACUAGAUAGUCAUUAAAAAAAAAUAUUGACGUAUAAUUAUUAUUUUGAUUCCAAUUUCAUCCCAUCAUGCCUGUACCCAUGUUAAGUAGCAUAAGCCUAGUAGGUGUGGGGUGGAGGGGUUCAAGGAGGACCAGCUAGCUCCUCCAUUGAUUGUUGACGACUAAACAUAUAUCUACAUUUGCUGGCUGUAUCUGACGUGCAUGUCACCCACGUUCGGUCUUCGCCGCCUUAUAAAAAAAAACCUCAUAUGAUUGACGCCUCGGAGUAGGCUAAGUCUAACGCUAAUAAAAAUUGCAUUUAAAGGAGGUAAUUUUUAUUCAAGGAACUCCAGUCUACUCAUUAUUUUCCCUGAAUUUUAAAAGAAUAAAAGUAGCCUUUAAAAAUUUGCAAAGUUUCCCCAGGUUUUCAUUGGCCAAAUGAUAGCAAAGGUGAUGAUGAUGAUGAUGAUGAUGAUGAUAAUGAUGAUUUAUUGUGCAGUGCUCUACUUUCAAUGUUGCUCGCCGAAAAAUUUAAUUUCUUUCUUAUUAUCCUUCGUUUCAUGAUGUUUUUCUUUCUAGAACGUUGUCAUUUCGAAAAGUGCACCAAUUGCGGCAUUAUAAAUGACGGCACGGAGGCCAAAUACCCUUGAAUUUCCAAUAUCAAAGUAUGUCUUUCAAUGUGCAAAAACAAGUUUAUGUAUUCGUAUUCGUGUAAAAUGUAAACGAUAAGGCCUACAGCUAUUGUGUAAUUGUAGUAAUGACAUGUAAUUGGUCCUUUAUUUAAUAUUAAAAUAUGACCUUUAAUGUACAGUACAAAUUGUUUCAUCCUUACCCUGUCUGUUUGAUUUAAUUCUAAUAAAAUGUCCGCAAAUUCGGAAAACACUUGUUAUCAUGUACAAAACCAUGCGAUUGGGCCUACCCAUUUGUAAAGUGUAAAAGAUUAGAAUGAAAAAAAAAGAAAAUUGUUUGGUUAAUCAGUUAUUUCGUUUGUCCGUUCUAGUUGCCCGUAACGAAUCAAAUACCUUUAAUUUCCUCCCUCUCUCUCAAUUUUUUUAAAAUUUCAUCUGUCAAUGAGUAUCUGUAAUUGUCUAAUAUUCUACAUUAAAAAGCCUCGAAUGAAAGAAAA
Messenger RNA from Strongylocentrotus purpuratus (purple sea urchin), 1572 nucleotides. RefSeq names its product keratin, type II cytoskeletal 2 epidermal-like. NCBI's taxonomy places the organism in Eukaryota, Metazoa, Echinodermata, Echinoidea, Camarodonta, Strongylocentrotidae. The transcript has 2 exons. The record is from RefSeq and is a predicted model, not a curated record. Gene Ontology annotation, cellular component: membrane. The coding region runs from base 101 to 421 and encodes 106 amino acids.